CAUGCUCAAGAGCGGAGCAGCCUAAAGACGCACCGCGCAAGCGCACGCACGUUUGCGGACGUCGCACGCACGGCACGGGACGGUUGCUGAUAUGAAGGAUCCUGACCUAGUUCUUCGCAAGGUGUCAGCGUUGCAGGCUGGUAUCCGGGGCUUUUUGGUCCGGCGUCAAUUCCAGAGCCUUCGAGCUGAGUAUGAAGCAGUUGUACAAGAGAUCGAGGGAGACCUCAGCACACUUCAGUGGACCAGGGGCUGGAUUCCCAAGCCCAUCUUUCUCCCAGAGGCAAAAUUUCAUCGCUCCUGGAAAGCAGAGAAAGUACCAAACCCAGAGCAGAAACUCUGCAGCCAUCUCCCACUUAAAGACUCGGGAAAAGAUGGCCUUGUGGAAGACAUGCUGAAGGAGGCAGGAGGGAGCCCAGCAAAAGCAGGAAGUCUUUGCCGAGAUGACUGCCCCUGGCCUCAGCCUGAGCAGGGCAGGAAAGCCAGAGAGAGCUCCCUGCCUGUGGGGAGCAAUGCAGUCACAGAUUUAGGAUUGUCCCAGAGUCAACAAGAACUCCAGGACCAGCGUAACCAUUUGGCCAUGGAACUGCUGUGGCUACAACAGGCCAUCAACAGUCGAAAGGAGUACCUAAUUCUCAAGCAAACACUGAGAUCCCCAGAAGCAAGCCAGACCAGAGACCAGCCUAACAUGUGCCUGGACCACAGGGGACAGGCCUGUGAGAAGAUGUGGUUGCAAUCAAGCUGCCUCCCUAAGGACCUUCUAAGAGACAGGAUCCUAGGAAGGCCAUGCCAUGCAGAUGAUUCCUGCCAGGAGGGCAGCCCGCAGCUCCAGAAAUCCCCAGACAGUCUAGCCUGUACAGGCAAAUAUGUGGCUGGGGCAAAGGGCUGGGAACUAUACUAUAGGAAGGCUGCAACACAGCUGGCUCCAGCAUUAGAGAGCCAGGUUGGAGGGGACCGGGUUAUCAAAGGGCCAGACCACAGAGGACAGGCUGUUAAUGAAACCUCCCUACAGCAGUUGAAACACGUAGAGGGUCAGACCCCUGAGGACCCCAGGUCUAGGAGUCCUUGUUCUAGCAAGGCCAUGACACAGCUGCCCACACUCUGUGAGAAUCCAAAUACUGAGGAUAAAUACUCCAGAAAGCCAACCUACAAAGAGACUGACUGUCACAGAGCCAGGCCACAUGAUUUGAUUAUCUCAGAAGGCCACAUUUGGGAUGGGACAUCAGCAGGACUGGAACAAGGUAGCUUGGCUCUCAGAAGGACUAAACCACCCAAGAGCCAGUACCCCAGUGCUAGGAGUUCCAGGCAUGUUAGCAAUGAGCUCAGUCAGGAAGGAUGGGAAAACCAGAGGACUCUCCUGUGGAGAUGAAGAUCUCUGAAGAAUUUGUCUUCCACAAGAGGACCAGUGGAGGGGCAGACCAUGAGAAGCAGGGCGUCAGGCAAGGGGAUCCAGGAGAGGAAUAGGUUCCUAAAGGGGAUGCUAUGAAAAAGUCAUAAGGGACCUGAUGCCACCUCUAUCUCCUGUCCUCGCUCCUGGCCAUUGGCAGCUUUCAGGCUGAGCUGCAGGGUUGCGCUGGCACAGGAGAAAGAUGAAGGGCAUACCCUUUUAUCCUCUGCCUGUGGAUUAAUCCAAAUUUCACCUUAUCUUAGGGUAAGUAAGGUGGGAGGAUCGUGGGGAAUAAAGGUUUUUCUUGGGUUAUAAA
Molecule: messenger RNA, 1700 nt
Organism: Cricetulus griseus (Chinese hamster)
Lineage: Eukaryota; Metazoa; Chordata; Mammalia; Rodentia; Cricetidae
Source: RefSeq, a predicted model, not a curated record